CGACGCAGAGAAGCUAUCAAAGCGCAUACUUGGACACAGCAUAUGCCCGCACUUAAGUGGAUCUAUUUCACACCUGCAUGGGGACAGAGUAAAGAUUUGUUUAUUUAUUUUCUGGGAAUUAACUGGUGAGUAGGCUAUUCGAGUUGUGCGGAAAAUAUAUGCCUUGGUAUGUAUUAAUUUGUAUUUUUUUAAUUUAAUCUGGCAAGUCAGUUAAAUCGAUAGAGCCUUAGAACGCUGUGCCACUUGGUCCCCCCAAAUUAUAAAACAGUGACUCGGAUUGCAUGCUUUUAUUGUGUCCAAGUGUACAAGGCCUCUCCAGUCUAUGUCAAGUGGAGGAUACAUCGGCUUUCAGCCAGUGGAGGCUUUUGAGGGAAGGACGGCUCUUAAUAAUAACAGCUGAAACGGAGCAGAUGGAAUGGCAUCAAACACAUGGAAACCAUAUGUUUGAAAUAUUUGAUACCAGUCCACUGAUUCCGCUCCAGCUUUUAACAUGAGCCCGUCCUCCCCAAUUAAGGUUCCACCAACCUCCUGUGUUUUGAGUAUUACGCAUGGGCAUGCAUUGACUUUUGUAGGGGAAGAUUACAAACCUUGUCAGGGAAUAUAGCUGGGGUGUUGGAGUAUUGCGAUAAAAUGUUGAAUUGAGUAAUGUUUUUCUGAAUGAGUGCAUGGAGGACAAUAGGCUCCGACUAGAAGACGUUUGAGAAUUAACAAUAUUACAUGAGAGAUAAAAUAGGUUAUGUGUUUACAUCACGAUAAAGAUCAAGUUUUGCAACGGUAACUCUGAAUCUUUUAAAACUAAAGGCAUCUAAAUGGAAUUUAUUUUGUCGAAGAAUGUAAUCCCUUGCGGAAAUACAGGUGGAAUGAAUUUGGACAGAAUCGCAGAGACCGUGAGACCCCCACCGACGCGCGACAUGGCCUCUACAUUUCACUUGCCGAGAACUGCAAACAACACUCGAGAAACGUUGGAGAACUCAAGCAGCGAGUCAUCAGAUACUGAAAUAACAGAAAAGGAGAGGAGUGUAGAACACAGAAGUGACGAUGGAAACGCGGAUGACCCCAAAAAGAAGAAAGCGAGGCGGCAGAGGACUCAUUUCACCAGCCAGCAGCUGCAGGAGCUCGAGGCCACCUUUCAGCGGAACCGCUACCCCGACAUGAGCACGAGAGAGGAAAUAGCUGUGUGGACCAACCUCACCGAGGCCAGAGUCAGGGUGUGGUUCAAAAAUCGCAGGGCCAAAUGGAGGAAGCGUGAACGCAACCAGCAAAUGGACCUGUGCAAGAACAGCUACCUGCCCCAGUUCAGUGGCCUCAUGCAGCCCUAUGACGACAUGUAUCCCACCUACACCUACAACAACUGGACGAACAAAGGACUGACCCCGGCUAAUCUGUCCACAAAGAACUUCACUUUCUUCAACUCAAUGAGCCCACUCACAUCCCAGUCAAUGUUCUCAGCUCCUAACUCCAUCUCCUCUAUGACUAUGGCCGGAAGUAUGGGCGGGCACUCGGCUGUACCGGGGAUGCCAACUGCGGGCCUGAACAACAUCAGCAAUUUUAACGGCAUUGGCACCGCUACAAUCAACUCAGCCAUGUCCUCGUCGUCCUGUCCGUAUGGGCCUCCUGGUUCCCCUUACAGCGUAUACAGAGACACAUGUAACUCUAGCCUGGCGACCCUGAGACUGAAAUCGAAACAGCACCCAACCUUUGGAUACAGCGGGUUGCAAAGUCCCGGGUCUAGCCUUAACGCCUGCCAAUACAACAGCUGACGUAUCAGCCGUGAUGAAAAUAAUUUGCGGACAGCUCUAAACCUAGUAGCCUAGCCUACCUGCGAAUGGAGCGAAAGACAACUAAACUGGAUUAGUUGCAAUCAUUUAUUUUUCAAAUGAAUUAUGCGGGUUGUAGCCUAUGUGUUUACCAAUGAACUUGUAGGCUACAACAAUUUUAAUGUCCAUGUUUUUUGGAUUUAAAAGUGGUAAUGAAGAUGUGUUACAUUGCAACGUUGUACAUUAGCCUACAUAAGAAACAGACAAAGGAUCUCCUAUGCAUGUUCGCUUACUUGCUUUGAGGGCUCAAACCCAUUUGAAUUGACUUGUAUUGGUCUAAGCCAGCAUUUCCCAAACUCGGUCCUGGGGACCCCAAGGAGUGCACGUUUUGUUUUUUGCCCUAGCACUACACAGCUGAUUCAAAUAUUCAACCAAAACCCCCCUGGGGUCCCGAGGACCGAGUUUGGUAAACGCUGGCCUAGGCCCUGUACUCUUGGUCUUGGAUUAGAAACAGUUUGGUAAACUUGGAUUAGAAACCAAGAAGUGCAACACAUAUAACUAGACAUAUCCGGACUCUGUAGAAGAACAAUUGUAUUGUACAUCGCUCAGACUUUUAUGUUGCUCAUGUGUUUUACCGUUUAUGCAGGGGGUGCCACUGGCCCACCCAAUUGUGUCCUGUUUCUGUAGCAUGACUUUACCUUUAAAUGCUCUGUCUGGAGUAUUUUCGUUUUAUUUGUUUGCUAAAAAUAGAAUUUCUGCAUUUUUAACUUGGGUGCAAAGUGUUUUGUACGAGUUGAUAAUAAUGUAAGAUAAAGCAAAAUCCAUUAUACUGUAUUCAAAAGGUGAUUGAAAAGUAACUUCAUGUGUUUUUGGUAAUAUGUUUGAAUAAACUACAGCAGAAAGAAGUGCAUUUCAGAUAUUAAACGACGGAAAAGGUAUACAUGACAAAACAUAAUAUGUUCCAAGUUUAUGGAAUAAAAGAUAGUAGUGCAAAGUAAA
This is a messenger RNA of Oncorhynchus tshawytscha (Chinook salmon), 2756 nucleotides long. Its product is annotated as pituitary homeobox 1-like. Lineage: Eukaryota; Metazoa; Chordata; Actinopteri; Salmoniformes; Salmonidae. The record is from RefSeq and is a predicted model, not a curated record. Bases 810 to 1760 code for a protein of 316 amino acids. Gene Ontology annotation, molecular function: RNA polymerase II cis-regulatory region sequence-specific DNA binding; DNA-binding transcription factor activity, RNA polymerase II-specific. The transcript is spliced from 6 exons. Gene Ontology annotation, cellular component: nucleus. Gene Ontology annotation, biological process: anatomical structure morphogenesis; regulation of transcription by RNA polymerase II.